Molecule: messenger RNA, 2565 nt
Organism: Motacilla alba alba
Lineage: Eukaryota; Metazoa; Chordata; Aves; Passeriformes; Motacillidae
Product: retinal guanylyl cyclase 1-like
Exons: 15
Coding region: 1-1707 (568 amino acids)
Biological process (GO): cGMP biosynthetic process; receptor guanylyl cyclase signaling pathway; intracellular signal transduction
Molecular function (GO): guanylate cyclase activity; peptide receptor activity; protein kinase activity
Source: RefSeq, a predicted model, not a curated record
AUGACGUCACGGGAUAACGCGAGGGGCAGCAGCAACCUCCCCCUGCUGCUGCUGCUGUUUAACCAGCAGGGCCUUGUCGCCUCCGUGCAGGGUGACUGGGUGUGGCUGAAGAAAUUCCCGGGGGAGCAGCACACGGAGGUGAAACCGGCCACCAAGCUGGCCUUCUGCAAGCUGCGGGACCUGCGUCACGAGAACGUGAACCUGUUCCUGGGCUUCUUCCACGACUGCGGCAUCUUCGCCAUCGUGUCGGAGCACUGCUCGCGCGGCAGCCUCGAGGACCUGCUGCGCAACGAGGACAUGAAGCUCGACUGGAUGUUCAAGUCCUCGCUCCUCAUCGACCUCAUCAAGGGCGUGCGGUACCUGCACCACCGGGACGUGGUGCACGGGCGCCUCAAGUCGCGGAACUGCGUGGUGGACGGGCGCUUCGUGCUCAAGGUCACCGACCACGGCUACAACCAACUGCUGGAGGCGCAGCGCGUGCCGGCCCCGCCCCCGCAGCCCCACGAGCGGCUGUGGACGGCGCCGGAGCUGCUGCGGGACGAGGCGCUGGAGCGGCGCGGCUCCUUCCGCGGCGACGUCUACGGCAUCGGCAUCAUCAUGCAGGAGGUGAUCUGCCGCAGCCCGCCCUACUGCAUGCUGGGGCUGCCCCCCGAAGAGAUCAUCGAGAAGGUGCAGCGGCCGCCGCCCCUGUGCCGCCCCGCGGUGUCGGCCGACCAGGCGCCGCUGGAGUGCAUCCACCUGAUGAAGGAGUGCUGGAGCGAGCAGCCCGAGAGACGGCCCACCAUCGACCAGGUGUUCGACCAGUUCAAGGGCAUCAACAAGGGCCGCAAGACCAACAUCAUCGACUCGAUGCUGCGCAUGCUGGAGCAGUACAGCAGCAACCUGGAGGACCUGAUCCGCGAGCGCACCGAGGAGCUCGAGAUCGAGAAGCAGAAGACCGACAAGCUCCUGACCCAGAUGCUGCCGCCGUCGGUGGCCGAGGCGCUGAAGAUGGGCACGCCGGUGGAGCCCGAGUACUUCGAGGAGGUGACGCUGUACUUCAGCGACAUCGUGGGCUUCACCACCAUCUCGGCCAUGAGCGAGCCCAUCGAGGUGGUGGACCUGCUCAACGACCUCUACACGCUCUUCGACGCCAUCAUCGGCUCCCACGACGUCUACAAGGUGGAGACCAUCGGCGACGCCUACAUGGUGGCCUCGGGGCUGCCCAAGCGCAACGGCAACCGGCACGCCGGCGAGAUCGCCAACAUGUCCCUGGACAUCCUCAGCUCCGUCGGCACCUUCAAGAUGCGCCACAUGCCCGAGGUGCCCGUGCGCAUCCGGAUCGGGCUGCACUCGGGGCCGUGCGUGGCGGGCGUGGUGGGGCUGACCAUGCCGCGGUACUGCCUGUUCGGGGACACCGUCAACACCGCGUCACGCAUGGAGUCCACCGGGCUGCCCUAUCGCAUCCACGUGAACCAGCGCACGGUCGCCAUCCUGCUCUCGCUGCAGGAGGGGUUCAAGGUCGACAUCCGCGGCAAGACCGAGCUCAAGGGUAAGGGUGUGGAGGACACCUACUGGCUCGUGGGCCGCGAGGGAUUCACCAAACCCAUCCCCACCCCCCCCGACCUCCUGCCGGGUGCGAGCAACCACGGGAUCAGCCUGGACGAGAUCCCGGCCGAGCGGCGCCGCAAGCUGGAGAAGGCGCGGCCGGGCCAGGUGCUGAAAUAGCCCCGCCCACCAGAGCUGCAGGCGGCCUCGCCCCGCCCCUGAGGGGUGGAGCCAAUGCUGAUUGGCCGCCGAGGGACCGCGCCCAGGUGACGUCACAGGAGGCGGAGCCUGGGCACCACAAGAUGAUGUGGGGGCGUGGCUUGGGCCAGAGGGGCGGGGCUUUGACCAGAGGGGGCGGGGCUUAGGUAUGGGGCAGGGUUUGACCCAUAGGGGCAGGGCUUAAAUGUAUGGGCAGAGCUUGACCCUAAAGGGGCGUGGUUUGAGUUUAUGGGUGGGGCUUUGCCCUUAUAGGGGUGUGGUUACCCAGAAGGAGGCGUGGCUUGUAUUUGUGGGCGUAUCCUGGCCCUAAACUGGGCGUGGCUUGAGACUGGGGCAGGGCCCCCAGCAGCCAAUAGGAUCUCGACUCUCACAAAGGGGCGGAGCCCUCAGCGGGCGUUCAUCCAAUCGGAGCCCAGGGCGGCCAUCUUGGACCCGCGGCGCCGGCGAAUGGCGGCGCAGCUCCGCUCUUAAAGGGCCGGCGCGGCGCCGCGGUUCCCGCUCGUUUUCCCCGGAAUUUUUCCCAGAUUUCCCCCCAUUCCCGAGGCCCCGCCCCCUUCCCGAAGCCCCACCCCCUCUCCUGUAGCUCCUCCCCCCUCUUUAAAUAAAUUUAAUCCCAAAGAUUUUGGUAGGAAAAAAUCGGAUUUUGGUUCAAACGGGGAUCGGCCGCCAUCUUGGGGGGUGGGCGGGGCCAAGGCAGCCAUUUUGUGGGUGUGGCCACAGCAGCCAUCUUGGGGGAGGAGCCAUGGCGGCCAUCUUGGGUGGGACCAUGGUGGCCAUUUUGGGUUGGAGCCAUGGCAGCCAUUUUGGGGGUGCGGCCAU